AUGGACAUUGUCGACUUUGUGCUGCCACCACCAGCGAUCCCCGUGGACGAGAAGUUGACUCAAGUGGACACGCCCGUCCCAAAUGUGAGCGAGGAUGCGCCGACGUGGUCAAGCAACGCCCGGCUGCCCCAGCUGCGCAUCCGCACCUUUCGAAUGUCUCCGUAUCUCUCUCCGCAGAUGUCGCCAAAGACGCCUGAGAAGCAUCGCCGGCGCACUUCCCGGGCCCUCGAUGACACAGCCAUGACGCCGAUCACGCGAGCGCAGCUGCGCGAGGGAGCCACCGGGGUGGAGGAUGUCCUCAACCGCGUGAGGUACGAUCUUCUGGAGUGCACGGAGGCCGCUAGCUUCACAGUGCUUGUGGAGAAUUCGGAGCUGCCGGAUCUCUGUCGGCAUCACCUACUACGUGGGGAAUGCAGGUAUGGCCAGCACUGCCCCGCGCCUCAGACAGUGCGGUCGCAGAUCAUAGACGACAAUAUAUUGGAGCUGCAAGUAGGGGCGUUCUAA
This is a messenger RNA of Symbiodinium natans, 504 nucleotides long. The record is from the annotation of a GenBank genome assembly. Lineage: Eukaryota; Dinophyceae; Suessiales; Symbiodiniaceae.